AUGGCGUUCCCUCUGCCUCGAGGCGUCACGCCUUCGGAAAUCACCUUCCUAUGUGAAAUGGAAAUGGUGACCGUUGUUCCGAGGCAGCGUCUCGAAGGACUUGAAUUGCUUGGUGGACCAACGGAGCCUCUGAUUCCGCCCCGUCGCAGCUCCCUACCGCUCUGGCUUGCCCUUCUCCUUAAGCGACAGCGCCGUGCAAACAUUCUCCCACCUCCAUGGUUAAAUACUGAAUGGCUCUCCGAGUUCCUCAAAGCAGAAACCGACCACGACGUGUUUUUACCACCCCCUCCACUCGAUUGCGCUUCGUAUACGGGAAGUGUCGCCCGGCGAGGUGCCCGUAGGAGCGGACACUCGGGCCCCAGACGUACACUAGAUGGCCAAAGGUACAUCCCCUCAGCACCGUUUUUGCUUCAGAAUGUAGUGGACGACGAGUCCACGGCCCCGAGGAAUCUUUGGCUACCGUACCAUUGGCUCGAGCUAGCGACAAUGUUGCUCGAAACGGCGAGUGAUGACCUGGUAGAACCGGAUCAAAUACGCCGCAUAAUACGGGACAUUAGGGAAAUACGAAUGGCGAAAAUGAGAAAAUUCACGGAAUACGUGGAUGCCACUGCUAUCGGUGGUGGAGAAGGGUUACCUUUGACCGGUGUGGGAGCGAUGGAGAUAGGUGAAGCAAGAGGCUUUAUGUCGGGUGCCGCUGAAACAUUGCGACAAAUUGGCGCCUCGAAAGAGGAAGCGUUGAGAGAGCAGGCAGAAGCAGGUGACGAUUUGCGCAAUGACUAUGACGAAGAUGAUGAAAUGGAAUUAUGAGGCCUCAUGGUCGUUCCGCUUUAUUUUCGAAACACAAUACGACAUCAAGGGACAGAAGGUGGAUGCGAUUGCGUCCACCAACAGCAUUUCUCAAGAUCACCCAUUAGGUAUUGCGACCUUAUCGGAAGAAAUUUCUCGCCUCGGGGGGAUACAGCCACCCAUUCAAUUGAAGUCCGGCUGGCGAUCGAUUAAAGCUGGGACAGUAGAUAGGCACUGCUACAUAGAGACCCAGCUUGAAGACUUUAUAAACUCUUCGGCACUAGAGCUUACGCGC
Coccidioides posadasii C735 delta SOWgp is the source of this 1081-nucleotide messenger RNA. RefSeq names its product DNA replication protein psf2 (gene PSF2). Lineage: Eukaryota; Fungi; Ascomycota; Eurotiomycetes; Onygenales; Onygenaceae. Gene Ontology annotation, cellular component: GINS complex; nucleus. Gene Ontology annotation, biological process: DNA replication; double-strand break repair via break-induced replication. The record is from RefSeq and is a predicted model, not a curated record.